Molecule: messenger RNA, 1695 nt
Organism: Colletotrichum orchidophilum
Lineage: Eukaryota; Fungi; Ascomycota; Sordariomycetes; Glomerellales; Glomerellaceae
Product: isocitrate lyase
Exons: 2
Coding region: 1-1695 (564 amino acids)
Cellular component (GO): mitochondrial matrix
Molecular function (GO): methylisocitrate lyase activity; isocitrate lyase activity
Source: RefSeq, a predicted model, not a curated record
AUGGCACAGGCCACUGCGAACUCGUUCCUUGCCUCCGCCCCUGCUAGCGAUGCCUUUCAGCUGCUUGCUGAGCCCAAGAAGGCUGGCGCUGCUGAAGAUGAACUGUAUGAAGCGCAGAUAAAAGAGGUAGAGGCAUGGUGGCAGUCGCCUAGAUACGAAGGAAUCAAGCGGCCUUACAGCCCAGCCGAUGUGGUCUCCAAGCGCGGCUCGCAGCAUCAGUCAUACCCUAGCUCCGUGAUGGCGAGGAAGCUCUUCAACCUCGUCAAGGAGCGGGAAGCAGAGGGCAAGCCCAUCCACACAAUGGGCGCCAUAGAUCCUGUCCAGAUGACCCAACAAGCCCCCCAUCAAGAGGUCCUGUACAUCUCAGGCUGGGCCUGCUCCUCCCUUCUUACCUCUACCAACGAGGUUUCCCCCGACUUUGGUGACUACCCCUACAACACCGUACCGAACCAGGUCCAGCGUCUCGCCAAGGCGCAGUCGAUGCACGAUCGGAAACAAUGGGAUACUCGCCGGAAGCUCAAGACCGAGGAACGCGCAAAGACGCCGUAUGUUGAUUACCUCCGGCCCAUCAUUGCCGACGGUGAUACCGGACACGGUGGUCUCUCUGCCGUCCUCAAGCUCGCCAAGCUCUUUGCUGAGAACGGUGCGGCGGCGGUCCAUUUCGAGGAUCAGCUCCACGGCGGCAAGAAGUGCGGCCACUUGGCUGGCAAGGUUCUUGUGCCUAUUGGGGAGCACAUUAAUCGUCUCAACGCCGCUCGGUUUCAAUGGGACGUCAUGGGCUGCGAGAACCUCGUCAUCGCGCGGACUGAUUCGGAGAGCGGCAAACUCAUCAGCAGUGCGAUUGACGUGCGCGAUCACGAGUUCAUCCUGGGAGUUGCGGAUCCGAGCUUUGAGCCCCUCGCCGAGACUAUCCAGGCGAUGGAGGCCAAGGGCGCGGUCGGUGCCGAAAUCGACGCUUUCGAGGCUACUUGGGUCAAGAAGACGAAGCUUGUGACGUUUGAUGAGGCCGCUGUGGCGCACAUGCAAAAUGACGGCGUUUCCCAGGACGAGAUUGACGCGUACCUCGAGGCGACCCGCUCGAACCGCGAUAUGGGAAUCUCCCAGCGCCGCAAGCUCGCAAACAAGCGCACCUCGACACCCGUCUACUUCUCCUGGGACGUCCCCCGCACGCGUGAAGGCUUCUACCACUACCGCGCCGGCAUGGACGCCGCCACGAAGCGCGCCAUUGCCUUUGGACCCUUUGCUGACCUCCUGUGGGUUGAGACCGGCGACCCCAAUGUCGGGGUCGCUACGGAUCUGGCCAGAGCCGUCCGCGCCGUCUACCCGGGCAAGGGUCUGGUCUACAACCUCAGUCCUUCAUUCAACUGGAUGGCACACGGAUUCACAGACGAUACGCUGAAGAGCUUCAUCUGGGAUAUUGCCAAGGAAGGAUUCGUCCUGCAGCUCAUCUCGCUUGCUGGCUUGCACUCCAACGCCACCAUCACGAACGAGCUUGCGAGGGACUUUAAAAAGGACGGUAUGCUGGCGUAUGUGAACAUUGUUCAGCGGCGCGAGAAGGAGGGUGGCUGUGACGUUUUGACGCACCAGAAGUGGAGUGGCGCGAGCUACAUUGAUGGAAUCCUAGGGGCUAUCCAGAGCGGCAGCUCGAGUAGCAAGAGCAUGGGCGAGGGCAACACCGAAAGCCAGUUCCACUAG